Molecule: messenger RNA, 2091 nt
Organism: Tilletiopsis washingtonensis
Lineage: Eukaryota; Fungi; Basidiomycota; Exobasidiomycetes; Entylomatales
Product: AOX-domain-containing protein
Exons: 6
Coding region: 121-1785 (554 amino acids)
Biological process (GO): alternative respiration
Cellular component (GO): mitochondrion
Molecular function (GO): alternative oxidase activity
Source: RefSeq, a predicted model, not a curated record
CCCCCCUCUCUCUCUCGGUGGCCGCUGCUGUGCGUGUGGGGGGCAACAAUCUCGCCGCGGCACGGCUGCGCCCGAGAAGGCGAGCGCUCCACGCGGUCCGCCCAUGCGUGGGCAUGCGCCAUGCGCCAUGCGCCUGCCAUCGGCCUGCUUCUGUGCCUUGCUGCUCAGCAUCAGGGUUGCGUCCGUGCACUCUCGCCUGCCUUUGAUAUAAAGGGCACGCAACGCCAUGCUGCCCCCUGCCGCGCUCUGCUCUCCACAACCACACACCAACACCCAACACCCAACAACCCAACACCAACAAGCGCCCACUUGGCAAUCAUGUCCGCCAUCCUCCGGCCAGCGCUGCGUCCGGCGCUGCGUGCGCUGCGCACUGCUCCGCAGCCGCUCGCCGCGCGUGCCUUGCAUGCCUCGGCAUCGGCAGCGAUGUUCCUCCUUUCUCGUUCCGCACCGCGCCUCGCCGCGAGCAAUGCAGGCGAGGCCAGCAGCGCUCCCAAGCCGCCGGCACACGCACACGCACAUGCCGCCGGCGUGCCCACGGCCCCACUGGCCGUGCGCGGCGCCGUCGUGCCGCCGCUCGAGGCGCUGCGUGACUCGGGCGAGCCCGGGUGGCAUGUGGGCGGGCGCACUUGCUAUACGGAGGAGGAGCUCAACGCCGUGCGCGUCGUGCACAAGGAGCUGCGCGGGCCGGGCGACCACGUGGCGGCGCUGCUGGUGCGCCUCAUGCGCUCCGCCUUUGACGUCGUCACGCGCUAUCCCUCGCACGCGGCCAAGUUCCCCGCGCUCAGCGAGGCCGCUUCAAGCAGCGACGUAGCAGUGCCCAACGACGGCGCCGACGCCUCUGCGGUGCGCCCCACGCGCCGUGCCAUGCGCGCCUCGCAGGCCGGCGGCGCGCCCGAGGCGCUGCCGCUGGCGCAGCUGCGCAAAGAGGGCCGCAGCUUCGCGCCCGAGCAGUGGCUCGUGCGCAUCGUCUUUCUCGAGACGGUCGCCGGCGUGCCCGGCUUUGCGGCGGCCAUGGUGCGCCACCUGCAGAGCCUGCGCCUGCUGCGCCGCGACGGCGGCUGGAUCGGCACGCUCUUGGAAGACGCAGAGAAUGAACGCAUGCAUCUCAUGGUGGCGCUCAAGCUGUAUCGCCCAGGCAUCUUCAUGCGAGCUAUGAUCGCCUCUGCCCAGGCCGUCUUUACCGCCUUCUUCUCGGCAAUGUAUCUCGUCGCGCCGCGCGUGGCGCAUCGUUUCGUGGGCAUUCUGGAGGAAGAGGCUGUCCUCACAUACACCAACAUCCUGCGCGACCUCGACGCGGGCCGCCUGCCAGAGUGGGAGACGUUCCCCGCGCCGCCCAUCGCCAUCAGCUACUGGGGCCUGCCGCACGACGCCAAGCUCAGCCACGUCAUUCGCGCGCUGCGCGCCGACGAGGCGAACCAUCGCUUCAUCAAUCAUUCUCUCGCCUCGCUCAAGUCUACCGAUUUCAAUCCCUUCGCAUACGGCAACGCGCCCGCCGCGCUGCGCGGCUCCACAUGGGGGCUGGAGCGCGACGAAGCACUGGCGUACUUUGAGCGCGAAGAUGCCAAGCGGCGCCGCGCCAACGCCGCGGGAGGCGCGGGCGCGGGCGCGCCGAGGGCCGAGGGCGCGGCGGAGCGCGAUGGCGAGCUGCUGCGGCUGCAGAGCGCAAAGGAGCAGCUCGCCGCCGACGCCGCUGAUGCCCUGCAUGCUGCCGCCGAGAGGCUGCCCCACGAGGCGGUAGCUCGCGGGCAGAGCGAGAAGGCAGACGUCAAGAGCGUGCGCCAGUAGAAGGCGCUGCCCCCCUUCGCAACGCCGUCCAGCUACUCCCUCUUCUCUCCACGUUCCCCCCAUCGCCCCUCCCCUCUCUAACCUCGCCUCGCCUCAUGUCUGAUACCCUCUCUUCGUCGCACGAAUUCACCACUCCUUCUGAUGCUGGUAUCGUCGAUUGUUGCUCUGCUCGGGCCAUGCCGUCGGCACCGCCGUCGCCAGGAAACGUCGGGUCCUUUACUUGUCGCCCUCGCCCUCCGCCUCGCCCUCGUCGGCGUGCGCCGCAAACACGGGCUUGGGCUGGUUCUUGGCCCACGCGGUGGUCCA